AUGAUGGAAGGAAAUAUAAAGGGGAGUGGAAAAGCAAUAGAAUGCAUGGAAAAGGAAAGCUUACAUGGUCAAAUGGAAGAUAUUAUGAAGGAGGUUAUGCAAUGGACCAAAAAGAAGGAUAUGGCAUUUUUGGCUGGCCUAAUGGAAAGAGAUAUGAAGGACUUUGGCUGGAUGGGAAACAGCAUGAAGAAGGAACACUUUAUAAUGAGCAGAAAGGCGUUUAGGAAGAUGGAAAGAUGAGAUUAG
Messenger RNA from Blepharisma stoltei, 246 nucleotides. The record is from the annotation of a GenBank genome assembly. Lineage: Eukaryota; Ciliophora; Heterotrichea; Heterotrichida; Blepharismidae.